This is a messenger RNA of Aspergillus alliaceus, 2741 nucleotides long. RefSeq lists its product as uncharacterized. The transcript is spliced from 3 exons. Gene Ontology annotation, biological process: chromosome segregation. Gene Ontology annotation, cellular component: MIS12/MIND type complex. The record is from RefSeq and is a predicted model, not a curated record. Lineage: Eukaryota; Fungi; Ascomycota; Eurotiomycetes; Eurotiales; Aspergillaceae. The coding region runs from base 378 to 2612 and encodes 744 amino acids.
CUUGGAUCUAACGGUGCAGGAUUUCAUCGUCAUUUAGCCCGGUUCUCCAUCUUCUCGUCCUCCUUCACCGUCCCCGCAUUGCUUUCGUCUUAUUAUCCACACCACCAGCCUGAAGCGCGUACGGCGAUAAACAAUCAAUCAGCUGGAUUGAUAAUACUAGGUUAUUGUGCUCGUUGCGGCUGAUACCAAUCAUCUAUCUGGUCAUAAACCUUUCGCGUUCAAAUCAAUAUCUCUUGCUGGCGCAUGGUGCAUUCUCCGGAGUGGGGGAUCUAUUAGAUCUCCUUCGGUAAUCGAUUCCGACAUUCCUGCGUCAUAAGAUCGCCGUUCGAGAGAAUACAUUGGCGUACUGCCGGAAGAUACAGAACCGCUUGGAAAUCAUGCCGGACAACUCGGUCCUCUCGGCUCCCGGGAGCAGCACGUAUGCCUCAGAUACUCUACAUGUCGGGGACGGGACAUGGGACGCAGGCCGCGACACAUUCCUCCUGCCGAACUUGAUGGGGAUCAAUUUUGACACAAUGCGGUACAAUGGCAUGGGAAACCGAUUCAAGGAUAUGCCCGAGUACCAUACCCUGAUAGUUGUACAUGGUGUGAUUGGGACAAUCGUGUUCCUGGGCCUUGUUCCGAUAUCCAUCCUGAUCAUUCGUUACUACUCUCGAUGGAAUCCGUUCGUGGCUUUCAAGUUGCACGCCUGGUUCCAAGUCUUGACCCUACUGCUGAGCACGGUGGUGUUCGUCCUCGGAUGGUUUGCAGUCGGACCGGAAAGAAGCCUAACAAACCCACACCAUGGAAUUGGACUAGCGAUAUACGUGAUGGUCAUCUUUCAGGUUCUGUGGGGCUGGAUGCUCCAUAAAAUAGAAAGCAAACGUCAAAGAUUCCGUGUGCCAUUGAAGUUAGUGAUUCACCGAUGGCUCGGCCGCGCCCUAGCCAUCCUAGGACUGAUUCAGAUUCCCUUGGGACUCACCCUUUACGGCUCGCCUAAGGUGCUGUUCAUACUAUAUUCAAUCGCCGCCUGUGCUCUUUUGAUUACGUUCUUCGUCCUGUCGUACCUGUAUGAUGAUGAGGGAUACCCUGUGGGACCUGAUUAUGAUACUCGGCAUAGCUAUGUCUCCGGACCUCCUCCUGUUCCUGGUCCUAGCGGCCAACGCCAGAGUAGCUUUGGCCGAAUGGCUGCCGCGGGAGCCGCAGGAGCUGGCCUGGCUUCACUGUUCAAGCGCCGCUCACGGAGCAGGGGACGAGAAGGUUACGAGGAUUCUCAGACGUCAUAUAUGACGGAAAAGUACUCGGAUGAAGGGCAACCGCGCAAAGGCUGGGGCGAUAAACUGCUCAAACUAGGUGCCGUGGGCGGUGGUGCCUUUCUUGCGAAAAAGUUCUUUGACAGGAGGAAAAGUCGAGAGGGCGACGCGGAAUCCGGACGGUAUCGACCUGCCCAUCGCCGAAGUGACAGCAUGACUGAGGAGACCUUCAGCAGGAUAGAAGAUGGACGGCGACCCGAACCGACUCACAGAACUCCACUUAAUCGCCCACCAAGCCGACCACCGAGUCGACCUCAAAGUCCCGGGUCCUCAUACUACUACAAUACAACGUAUUUUUCUGACAACGACCACGACCGACCUCACCGAGCUCGAAAUGCUUUAUUUGGUGCCGGUGCCUUUGCGGCUCUUAAAAAUCUGUUUACCCGUCGUAAAGCAAAUGACGAUGAUCGUCGGGUGGAAGACAUGCGUCGUCGAGAAAUGGAAGAGGAACGGCUUGCACGAGCGGACAGCAAACGACGGUACACUGGAGAUGGUUACUACCCGCGCCGAAGAGCCGACUCCUUCACUGCGACAGACAUCUCAUCAACUGACAUGACACGCCCACCCCGGGGGCCGUCCCAUGGAGAAUCCGCUUUAACCGGGGACCCUGCCAUGUCCGGAGCAAUCGAUGGGCAUCAUUCAGAGUUACCAGGAGCGCCCACAGCGUCGGAAAUUCCGGGUCAAGCUCCCUCACGACUUGGUCCUUCUGAUAUUGCAGCUGGAGCGGCCGCUGGCAGUGCCCUGGGUGCCGCCUCCGGUCAUCACCGCCGUAGCGGCAGCAGACGCAGAGAAGAUCAUACCGACUCCCCUCCGGUAUCAGUGAAAGUAAAAAUGCACAACGACGGCCGGCAUGUCACACUCAGGCGGUUAACUGAGGAAGAAGCCGCCGCUAGCCGCGAAGCAAGGCGCAGGGAAAGAAGAAACUCGAGACGUCGCGCUGGAAGUGCCAGCUCUCUGUCUGGCAACGAAGGAAGCUACGAUCGAUGGCGGCGUGUUGAGCAACUAGAACGCCAACAGCAGGAACAGAUGCAACGCGAGCAAGAAGCAGCCGCAGCCGCAGCCGCAGCCGGAAUGUCCACCGCUCCAUCUGGAAGCAUACCUGCUCCAUCGUUCGCACCUCCCCCGAACAUGAGCCAUAUGGCACCUCCUCCCCCGCCACACGUCCCCUCCAGUUUACCAUACGGCCCCGGAAGCGUUACCUCCCCGGGCACAUUUACCGGAACGGAAGCAAGCGGCGACUACGCCAGCAACCGGAGACGAAGACGAGCAGAACGAGCCCGAGCACGCCAAGAAAGGCAACACAGCGUAGAAUUCACUUAAUGUCUUCGUCAUCUACGCGGACAUCUCCUUGAAUCUCUUCUUCACCUGUACAGAUGUUGUUGAUUUCUGUGUGCUAUAUUUCGCCCCCCAUUUGUGUACCGUGUUUACCCCCUUUUUUUUUUUUUUUUU